UUUAUGAAAUAACAAAUGAAAUUGAAUAGAUAUAUCGAUUUAAUAUAAAAAGCAUUAAAAAUUUUUAUUAAUCAGUUUUUAUAUCUACUUUCAACGGAUAGAAAUCAUCAUAGAUUGAAACAAGGAUGUCAGCAGGAGAGGUAAAAAAGACGGAGGAACCCCUUAUUUUUCACACUUAUCCUUUGUGUAAGCAAAGCGACAUGUCAGAAGAAAUGAAACAAGAAGCUAUUGAAAUGUGUGUAACGGCUACGGAGAAGUAUACAGAUAAUUACAAACUUGCAGCUCGGGCAAUUAAGUACGGUUUAGAAAAACGUUUUGGAGGGCCAUUUCACGUAGUAGUUGGUGAAUCAUAUGCUUCUGCAGUUACAUAUCAGGAAAAAACGUUCUUAUACAUGUAUAACGGCGGUAAUAUUGCUAUUCUUGUAUGGAGAACAGUUUCAAAUUUUUGAUAAAAGUAUUAAAUCUACAAUUCAUGUUUUAUUAUUUACGUAUACGACUUUUUCUUAAUAAAUAGAACAUCUUUUCUGUUACGAUGAACGAA
Molecule: messenger RNA, 541 nt
Organism: Megalopta genalis
Lineage: Eukaryota; Metazoa; Arthropoda; Insecta; Hymenoptera; Halictidae
Product: dynein axonemal light chain 4
Biological process (GO): microtubule-based process
Cellular component (GO): dynein complex
Source: RefSeq, a predicted model, not a curated record